Messenger RNA from Xenia sp. Carnegie-2017, 1603 nucleotides. RefSeq names its product tubulin beta-4B chain-like. NCBI's taxonomy places the organism in Eukaryota, Metazoa, Cnidaria, Anthozoa, Malacalcyonacea, Xeniidae. The coding region runs from base 154 to 1491 and encodes 445 amino acids. The transcript is spliced from 6 exons. Gene Ontology annotation, cellular component: microtubule; cytoplasm. Gene Ontology annotation, biological process: microtubule cytoskeleton organization; mitotic cell cycle. The record is from RefSeq and is a predicted model, not a curated record. Gene Ontology annotation, molecular function: structural constituent of cytoskeleton; GTPase activity; GTP binding.
UAGCUAACCAUUGGCGAAGCGCUCGCCUUAUUACGUCAUAUGAUUAAUGCAAUGUGUGAACUGUAGACUGCAGCAACCUCGAAAGGUCGGUCAUACCUGCAUCACUUUGCCUUGCAACGCCUUUUCGAAAUUCGUGUUCAAAAAUAAAUCAUUAUGAGAGAAAUUGUGCAUCUUCAAGCUGGCCAAUGCGGUAAUCAAAUUGGAGCUAAGUUUUGGGAAGUGAUAUCAGACGAACAUGGUGUCGAUCCGACUGGAACUUACCACGGCGAUUCAGACCUUCAGCUAGAAAGAAUCAAUGUCUAUUAUAACGAAGCUACAGGCGGGAAAUAUGUCCCUCGUGCUGUUCUUGUCGAUUUGGAGCCGGGUACCAUGGACUCUGUACGUUCUGGACCGUUUGGGCAGAUUUUUAAGCCUGAUAACUUCAUCUUUGGACAAAGUGGUGCAGGUAACAACUGGGCUAAAGGGCAUUACACAGAAGGAGCUGAGCUCGUGGAUUCUGUCUUAGAUGUUGUCAGAAAGGAAUCUGAAGGUUGUGAUUGUCUACAGGGAUUUCAACUUACACAUUCCCUUGGUGGUGGUACAGGUUCCGGUAUGGGUACCUUACUUAUCUCAAAAAUCCGUGAAGAAUAUCCUGACAGAAUAAUGACAACAUUUAGUGUGGUACCUUCACCCAAAGUGUCAGAUACCGUUGUUGAACCGUACAAUGCAACCUUGUCUGUACAUCAACUGGUUGAAAAUACAGAUGAAACAUUUUGUAUAGAUAAUGAAGCUUUAUAUGAUAUCUGCUUCCGUACACUUAAGCUCACUACCCCUACAUAUGGUGAUUUGAACCAUCUUGUAUCAGCUACUAUGAGCGGUAUAACAACAUGCUUACGUUUCCCUGGUCAGUUAAAUGCUGAUUUGAGAAAAUUAGCUGUAAAUAUGGUUCCAUUCCCUCGACUUCACUUCUUCAUGCCUGGUUUUGCACCUCUAACAAGUCGUGGCUCUCAACAAUACAGAGCUCUAACUGUUCCCGAACUCACUCAACAAAUGUUUGAUGCAAAGAACAUGAUGGCUGCUUGUGAUCCACGUCAUGGACGCUACCUAACUGUUGCUGCCAUGUUCCGUGGUAGAAUGUCUAUGAAAGAAGUUGAUGAGCAGAUGUUGAAUGUCCAGAACAAGAACAGCUCAUAUUUUGUUGAAUGGAUUCCUAACAAUGUGAAGACAGCUGUCUGCGAUAUUCCACCAAGAGGCUUAAAGAUGUCAGGCACCUUCAUUGGCAACAGCACUGCUAUCCAAGAAUUGUUCAAGAGAAUCAGCGAACAAUUCACUGCUAUGUUCCGUCGUAAAGCUUUCCUUCAUUGGUACACUGGAGAAGGCAUGGAUGAAAUGGAAUUCACAGAGGCUGAGUCCAACAUGAAUGACUUGGUAUCAGAGUACCAGCAAUACCAAGAAGCCACUGCUGAAGAAGAAGGUGAAUUUGAAGAAGAGGAGGAAGAAGAAGAAGCUUAAUGGUGUUUUUGGAACUAUAAACUAUGAUUUCUAAUAUAUUUUACUCUACAACUUUAAGGUUAUAACGUUGUCAAAUGUCUCACUGCGAAUACAGUAAAUGUUUACCAUAAAA